UUAAGUGGGAUUGUACAUUAAACGCUAUUCCCACCUCUAAAAGCUUUAUUUUACAAAGACUGCGAAUAGCUGUGCUACUGGUUUCUGUUAAAAGCGUAAAAUACUCCUAGAUCGUCGCGUCUUACGCUCUUCGUACUGCGAAGAGUAUGCGCAUGACGUCACAGCAGGCGGAAGUCACUGUAGUCACACCAGCUGAGUAGCAAGAAAGACUGAGGGGCGGCGUUAGCGUUCGAUUCGAAUGCCGCAAAAAACACAUGUAAAAUGGGAAAGAGCUGUCGUGCGAUUGAUUGUACAAAUAGAUUUAACACGAAAUAGGAGCUGUCUUUUUAGAAAUUGCCAAAAACUAAAUAAGUAAGUAUAGGACGUGGAUCGGUCACGCAUGGCCGAUACCCGAUCCGUCAAAUAGAUCUGGAUCGGCGCCGAUACCGAUCCGAAUAUCGGAUCGGUGCAUCUCUAGUUAUAAUUAUUACUGACGAGUGUCUCAUUGUAUACCCUGGAAAGACUGUGUUUCUCUCCCGUUCAGUUAUUCCUUCUUAUAUGGAUUGCUGCUAAUGUGCUGUGUUAUGUUACGGGUAUAGCGAAUUUUACCAAUGUUAAGGCGAUAUGGUACAUUAUGCUUUAUGUUAGUGUGCAUAGCCGCAAUAGCCAUUGCAAGUACUGCACUAAUUUAUUUUACCUGUUUGUAUGUAUGGUUCUAUAAGAAACAUACAUGCUUACCUACCUACGCACUUUCCUCUGAGUGUACAUACAACUGACUGCAAGUAGGAUAUGCCAGAGUACAGCUAAUUGCUCCUGCUUGAGAAAGUGCAUCUGGAGUAAUACGGUCAUCAGACCCCCCCGUCUUGUCUAUCCUGAAUCAUGACUGAUAUCCCACAGACAUUUCUCGGCACCAUGACGACCAUGUGUCAGACCAAUCAAGGAGCAGCACAUCAGAAUGACCCCGUCGUAUUGGUUGCUGACCCUGGGUGCAUGGAGCAGGAGACAGCACGUCCUCUGUCCCAAGGCGGGCAGCAUGGUGGAGGCACAAGUCAAGCAGGAGGAGGUGGACGCAGAGCUGAAGCCCGUCUGGACCAAAUGUGAGCAGGAGGAGGCGGCCUGGUUGGAGGUGAAGGUGGAGGACACAGAUGUGCCACUGGAUCAUCUGAAGGAGGACCAGGAGGACCACCCAGCACUUACACACCUGCCCCUGGGGCCCAGAGUGAAAGGUGAACCCCCCCAGAAGGAGAAGACGGGAGGGGGGCAGGAGGAUGAGGAGAAGCCCACCCUGCACCAUGACUUUCUUAAGCAGGACCCUUCGGGGGACGUCUGUGCCAUGCUUCUGGCCGAAGCGGAGCAGCCGGAAGCAGCGCGGGCCUCGGAUUUGCAAGUCGCACCACUGGACGCCCCCAUUGUCGGGCGAGAUGGCAAGCCACCAGCCUCCCUGCCCUACACGUGUGGAGAGUGUGGCAAAGCCUUCAACCGUAAGGCCUAUUUGCGCAGGCACCAGCGGCUGCACUCUGGCCGCACGGCGUACCGCUGCAGCCAGUGCGACAAGAGCUGCAAAGACGCAGCAGCGCUGCGCAUCCACUGGCGCACGCACACCAAGGAGACGCCCUACCAGUGCGUGCAGUGUGGAAAGAGCUUCACGCAGCGGGGCAGCUUGAAGGCGCACCACCGCGUGCACACUGGUGAGUGCCCCUUCUGCUGCGCCACCUGUGGUCGCAGCUUCAACCAGCUGGGCAACCUGCGCCGGCACCGCCGCAUCCACUCUGGUGAGCGACCCUAUGUCUGCCAGGACUGCGGCAGAAGCUUCCGGGGUCUGCGGCAGCUGGAGACGCACCAGCGCAUCCACUCAGGGGAGACGCCGUAUGCGUGCCCCACCUGUGGGCGGAGCUUCAGACAGGCAAGCGGCCUGGCGAGACAUCGGCACCGGCACUCGCAGGAGGCACCCUAUCGCUGCACCGACUGCGGACGCAGCUUCCGCAGCUCAGGGGGCCUACGCAAGCACCAGCGGGUCCACUCAGGUGAGACACCGUACCACUGCAGCGAGUGUGGCAAGCGCUUCCGGCGACUGCGCUCGCUGACGCUGCAUGGGCGCGUGCACAGCGGGGAGCGCCCCUACACAUGCAUGCAGCCGCAGUGUGGCAAGGGCUUCAAGCAGCUGGAGCAGCUGAAGGUGCAUCUGCGCACGCACACCAAGGAGACGCCGUACCACUGCACUGAGUGUGGCCGCAGCUUCAGCCAGCCGGGGAGUCUGCGGGCACAUCAGCGCACGCACAGCGGGGACCGGCCGCACCGCUGCACCGAGCCCAGCUGCACACGCGGCUUCCGGCAGCCAGAGCAGCUGUCGGCACACCUGCGAGUGCACCAGAGGGACCAGUCUGCUGGCGUGGGGCACGACGACCCGCCUCGCCCGGGCAAUGAACAGUCCGUCACACAGGACUAAACCUCAUUAGAAAAAGCACCAUGUAUCCAGGGAACGGCGAAGCGCAAAGUACAUGCAGUAUUCACACUGGCCACCUGGGGUCAGCACGUACUAUGUUUUUUUUUUUUUAAAUCGGAAUAUUAUUUAAAUUGUCGCCGUUUGCGUUUAGUGCCAGAACGGCGAAUGGCACCGAGAUAUUAAUAUCGGAUGUUCCCGUGAACUGGGCACACUUUAACCAAUGACAGACUCACCAGUGAACCGACUCGUAUCCAGUUAGGGAUGCGCGAGUGUCUCGGAGUGGCUCACUCCUCUGCUCCGCUCGCUUGCUUUACUUACAGUGAUCUGAAGGCAGGGCAGCAGCAUGUUCCUGCCUUUCUGAGAUUUUCAAACCUCAAGCCAAAGUCAAAGUGAACUUUAUUGCCAUCUUUCCAUAUACGAGUAUACGGGAAAAAUGAGAUGGAUAAGCUCAGAAUCCACAGACACACUAUGUGUAAAAUUCAAUCAUAUGUAUAAAUAGACACAGUAGUCAAGAGAUACUAAAGCCAAAAGCUGUGUAUCCUAGACAGGUUCAACUGCGACAAAACCAUAAGAAAAUGUGCCCGAUCUUAAAUAUUGACGCCGAAUUUUACUUCCUAUUUUUCUUCAUCGGCAGAUAUAUUCGCUAAUUCGUCUUAAGGUAUACCGGAACUGUGUAGAAAUAUCAUGCACAGGAAGAAUAAAAUCAUUUCAAAAGUGUA
Messenger RNA from Paramormyrops kingsleyae, 3141 nucleotides. RefSeq lists its product as uncharacterized. NCBI's taxonomy places the organism in Eukaryota, Metazoa, Chordata, Actinopteri, Osteoglossiformes, Mormyridae. Gene Ontology annotation, cellular component: nucleus. Gene Ontology annotation, molecular function: DNA-binding transcription factor activity, RNA polymerase II-specific; RNA polymerase II transcription regulatory region sequence-specific DNA binding. Gene Ontology annotation, biological process: regulation of transcription by RNA polymerase II. The record is from RefSeq and is a predicted model, not a curated record.